Phytophthora nicotianae INRA-310 is the source of this 3027-nucleotide messenger RNA. RefSeq names its product NEK protein kinase. Lineage: Eukaryota; Oomycota; Peronosporomycetes; Peronosporales; Peronosporaceae. Gene Ontology annotation, molecular function: protein kinase activity; ATP binding. Bases 218 to 2278 code for a protein of 686 amino acids. The transcript has a single exon. The record is from RefSeq and is a predicted model, not a curated record. Gene Ontology annotation, biological process: protein phosphorylation.
CAAAUAUUGGGGACUCAAGGGGGGCGAUCUCAUAGAAAAAAAAAACUGUGACGCAACCUUCCGCGAAACGGCCGACCUUCCUGCAAUCGGUAUUUCACGUUAGCACGUUAGGUCCGCCGCGCAGAGGCAACACCCUUGGGUCGUAAAGAGGUGGCUGCUCGCUCUACUUAUCUCCGGGUCUGGCCUUCAGUAAAAGAUCUGCCGAGUGCCGCCCACUAUGGACCGCUUCGAGGAGAUCAAAUGCAUUGGCCGUGGCAGCUACGGCUCGGCGCAUCUCGUGCGAUCCCGACGGCCCGACUGUCUCCACGACCGCUUCGUGGUCAAGAAGAUUCCCAUGGAGCUGCUCUCAGCCAAAGAGAAGGACCAAUCCUUCCGCGAGGUGGAGCUACUGGCCAAGCUCAAACACCCCAAUGUGGUCGAAUACAUGGAGAACUUCGUAGUGGACAAUGUGUUGCAUAUCGUUAUGGCCUAUUGUGACGGUGGAGACCUGGCGUGUAAAGUAAAGGAGCAGCAAAAGAUCCGAGAACAAAUAGUCGGACCAGACAGCGACAUCUCCGACCCAAGAGGAUAUUUCCCUAUUAGCCAGGUACUGGACUGGUUCGUGCAGAUGGCGAUGGCUAUCAAGUAUCUGCAUGGCCAACGUGUGUUGCAUCGAGACUUGAAGACCAGCAACGUGUUCCUCACGACAGAAAAUGUGGUCAAACUCGGAGAUUUCGGCAUCGCCAAGACGUUGGAUUCUACUCUAGAUCAGGCCAAAACAGUAGUAGGAACGCCGUAUUACAUGAGCCCAGAAGUCUGCGAGAGCAAGCCGUACUCGUACGCGAGCGACGUGUGGUCUCUAGGCUGCGUUUUAUACGAAAUGCUGGCUCUACGUCACGCCUUCGACGCCCCUAACAUACUGACGCUCAUUCUCAAGAUAGUACAGCAAGACUUUGCUCCUGUACCUCCACAUUAUGACACGGAAGUGUCCGAUCUGUUACGUAAAUUACUCGACAAAGAUCCAGAAAGGAGACCCAGUAUGGAAGAGAUCUUUGCCAUGCCAUACAUCCGUCACCACAUGCAGGACCUGGUCGCUUCUGGUGGUUCACUAAAAGUUAAAGUGAUAAACCCCGUGGCUCGAAAACCGCAACACGGUUCGGCUUCUGGGGCUGGUAGACGUCGAUUGCAUCCGAAAAACCUCUCUGCACGUCGCUCUUCAGACGAGAAGAGGAAAAUGCGGCUAGCAACUCAAGCAGAAGCAGCAGCCGUAGCUCCGAUGCAAUGGAUGCCGAUAAAACCUUAUGACGACGAAGUAGACGAUCCCGAUGUACGCAACGAGCUGGAAUUGCUGGAGUCGAGUAUUGUAGAGGAGCCGCAGUUAAGUUUUCGUCUACCAGAACGAAGCACCACUCCGGAGCCAUUGGUACUUGUAACAGAAGACAAGCCGCAUCCAAAUGCAUUGGAAAAUGAGGAAGAAGAGGUAGACGAACAGCUUUCAGGCUCCGUGUCGUCACCAAUACGUCGACGAGCUCCUAAACAAGCGAUCGCAUGGGGACACAAGGGAUCUACUGACAACGCACAGAUAAAUGGUAUUCACUUAAGUAUAGAUGAAGACGAUGACGACGACUCACGCUUCCAUGCGGAGGCUGAAGAGCUGAUGAACCCAAAUUUCCAGAGUGAAUACAGCGAGGAGUGCCUCGACAGCUUGCAGAUUUACUACGGGUCUAAGGACACCAAGAAUGGCCGAGUAGUACGGCAACCUGCAAGCGGAGGCGGGCGUUCCAGGACGAAUUCAACACCAAGAGUAGCGGACUUGGAAGACAGUGGGGACGUUCUUGAACUAUCGACUUUGUCACUGGAAGAUGUGGGCUCAGAAGACACAGGAGCUCCGUCACUCAGUGAAAGCUCCAUGAUGCGUGAGCUGGAGUUAGACGCAGACAGCGACGACGACGGCGCUUCUGCUGACACCUCCUCCAGUGAAUACGAAGCCGAGGAGAAUUUUUACAGCGAUGACUCGUCCGAUUUCUUUGAUCAGAGCGGGACGCAGUACAGCGACGACUUUGAAGACCCCGACGCUGAAGUUAUUGAGUAUGUAGACGAUGAGUUCGUGAGUGAAGGAGAGGACCAGCAAGAAGAGGAAUCUGAUGCAGGAGACGAUAGCAGUGGCUUUGCUCGUGUACCGAAGCUUGAAGGUCCUGCUGAGGUGAAAUGGGUCAUGCGGAAUGUGGCACAGAGUCUGAUGCUGACUCGAGACGAUCUACACCCACGUCAAGCAGCAUAUUGUCAUGAUGCAAGCUAGGACUGGUAUUAUUUCCUUCGGCUUGCUGUAUAACAUGUAAGACAUUUCCUUGUACCUUCGUUCAGUACGCUCCGAUACGCCACAAUCUAAGCCUUUUGAGAGAUCAAACUCUCGUUGGGAGACGCUCGGAAGGCUAAAAUCCCGUCCUCGCCGCCCUGAAUUUCGAGAAUCUCACCCUUGGGUAAGAAAUACACUUUGCCCUUGGACAUCUUUCGACCGUCAGCAUUGCCUGAAGGCUCAACCGUCGACCCGCCGCCCGAAAUGACAAGCACAAUGGAGUCUCCUUUUCGCGCUGGUAGCGCAUAUCGCUGACGGGGUUUCAACUCGACGGCUUCGACCUCGAACUCCGGCACUGGAGAGCUGUACAACCGCGUAACACCGUCACUCUGAACAUCACCCUUGUACACACGUGGCUUGCCCGUGUAGUAGGUUAGCAUUGAAUGCAGCGUCUCCUUGUCGAUAAACUUAGGGGUAAGGCCAGCGCGAACGACAUUAUCGGAACAUGCCAUACACUCGACGCAGUCGCCGAACAGAUAGGCGUGAGGCUCGUUGGCGCCCAGGAACAUUGCCUCGCCGGGCUCCAGUGUGAUGUAGUUGAGCAAGAACGGACAGAAGCAGCCAAUAUCGCCGGGAUAUUCGUUGUCUAGACGCAGCACGAGCUUCUCCAAGGCGCUCAAACUUGAUGAACUCUCGAGACGAGCACGAAGUGAACGCAACUGUGCCACAAUAAUGGACGAUUCAGCGUACAC